This is a messenger RNA of Diospyros lotus (date-plum), 753 nucleotides long. Its product is annotated as 60S acidic ribosomal protein P1. Gene Ontology annotation, molecular function: structural constituent of ribosome; ribonucleoprotein complex binding; protein kinase activator activity. Bases 164 to 496 code for a protein of 110 amino acids. Gene Ontology annotation, cellular component: cytosolic large ribosomal subunit; ribosome. The transcript has 4 exons. The record is from RefSeq and is a predicted model, not a curated record. Gene Ontology annotation, biological process: cytoplasmic translation; translational elongation. NCBI's taxonomy places the organism in Eukaryota, Viridiplantae, Streptophyta, Magnoliopsida, Ericales, Ebenaceae.
CAGCCCACUAAAUUCUGUGCCCUAGCUUACGGCCUAUCCACUUGCCUAUAUAAGUUCUGCAACGCUCUGAAAACCCUAAUUAUAGCAGCAGAAGAGUUGGAAGAGGAGGCUUCAACUCCCAUCUUCAUCAGUUUGUUGUAGAUCUAUUAGCGGUACGGGAACGAUGUCGGCCGGAGAACUUGCCUGCACCUACGCUAUUUUGAUGCUUUACGACGAGGGCAUUCCUGUCACUGCAGAGAAGAUUAGUACCAUUGUUAAGGCGGCGAAAGUGAGCGUGGAGCCCUUCUGGGCCAGCCUCUUUGCUAAACUCGUUGAGAAGAGGAACGUUGAAGAUCUAAUAAUGAACGUUGGUUCUGGUGGCGGUGCUGCUGUUGCCGUUGCAGCACCGGCUGCUGGCGGUGCCGCCGCCGCCCCUGCUGCUCCUGCCGCGGAGGAGAAGAAGGAGGAACCUAAGGAGGAAAGUGAUGAAGACAUGGGAUUCUCCUUGUUUGAUUAGGAGCUUCCCUUUUCAGCAUGCCUUGUCCUUUAUCAACACCCCACAGUCCAGCCCUCAAAAUUUUGUCUUCAGUGUUUUAGCUAUUAUCUGUUUUAGUGUUCUUGGUCAAAUUCGGCUAGGGUUUUCCUUUUUUUUUCCCCCAAGAGAUUAAGAGUCAAAAUGAGAUGGAGUUGUUCUGAACUUUGUUGAGUUGGGGUUUUAAUUCUAAUACUGGUGCAUUUUAUCCAGAAUUUACCUUGGCGAUUAUUUUUGUAUUA